AUGGAAUUGACAUUCUCAUUGAGAAGAAAGGAGAUAGUUGAAGAAGAACCUCUUGUAGCUGAUAUCCUAAAACAAUGGCCAGCAUUGUUUUUGGUAGAUCAAAUAUGUGCUGAGUUUUACAGAAUCACACAAAUAAACCUGAAGAGUGCAUUUUUCUCUCCUCUGGAUGAAUAUGCACCACGGUUGAUCAAGUUGUAUAGGGUACGCGGUGGAGCACAUGAAAAUGAUUUGAAGACCCUCCUGGACCAACUUCAUCAUCAGACCUCCGAUGUUCUUGCUCACAGAAAGGCUACAGCUCUCAAAGGUCUACCUUUGUUUAUGAGGGAAAAGCCUGAACAUUUCCUGAAGACUUGCCUGGACACAGAGCCAGAAGAAAACCAUACAAAAGGGAUGAAGAUGGGGAUCUUAACCAUCAUUAAAGAUGACGUUGCGACCAUCCACUCAAACCCAAAUCUAAGGUGCCUGUCUCUGGUUCUAGAGGACCAUAUCGUGCUGGAUAAUGUGCAAGACCUUCCCACUGCUAUGGCUCUUCUCUUUGGCUUGAUUUAUGCCUUGAACAUGAACUGUCCUAAAGAACUUAAAUACACCUUUGAAGUGAUUCAAAAGGUGUUUAUUGGUCUUGACCCCCAGUGCUCAGCAAGAGUCCAGUCCUUCAAAAACAAACUUUUAAUGUCUAAAUAGCUGGGUACGUUAAGCGUACGGCAAGAACCAUGCUCUUCUUGUUGUUCCAGCCGAUGUUUAAAAGUUAAACAAAUCGGUCAAAAAUCUUUUCAUAUAAUGAACCUUAAAUAUUCUUACAGUUGUAUAACUGGAUUGCUCAAACACAUUUGUUCAAAUGUUUUGAAUUCUAGAUCUUGUUCAUAUUACGAAGCCUUUUAAGACUGUCCCUCGUGACCUUGUUACUCUAGCACUUUAAAAUAAGUUGUGAUGUAAUAGCACGGAUAAGAAUACAGAGAAGGGCAAGCACUUAAUUUUUCCUAAGUUAAAACAUAUGUCGAAAGAGGAAAUAUUUUCAGUUUUAUGUUAUGUAUUUUAAAUACUCAUUUUACAGUUGUGGAACUGGAUUACUCAAACAUAUUGCAAUUUGUAGAAUUCUGAAGUCUUCAUUGAUACAGCACUUUAAAACUGUUGCUCUUGC
Molecule: messenger RNA, 1138 nt
Organism: Triplophysa dalaica
Lineage: Eukaryota; Metazoa; Chordata; Actinopteri; Cypriniformes; Nemacheilidae
Exons: 4
Coding region: 1-681 (226 amino acids)
Source: RefSeq, a predicted model, not a curated record